Messenger RNA from Fusarium coffeatum, 2160 nucleotides. RefSeq lists its product as uncharacterized. NCBI's taxonomy places the organism in Eukaryota, Fungi, Ascomycota, Sordariomycetes, Hypocreales, Nectriaceae. Bases 1 to 2160 code for a protein of 719 amino acids. Gene Ontology annotation, molecular function: malonate-semialdehyde dehydrogenase (acetylating, [NAD(P)+]) activity; methylmalonate-semialdehyde dehydrogenase (acylating, NAD+) activity. The record is from RefSeq and is a predicted model, not a curated record. Gene Ontology annotation, biological process: thymine catabolic process; L-valine catabolic process. The transcript has 2 exons. Gene Ontology annotation, cellular component: mitochondrion.
AUGUCGAGUCUGCGUCCGGGAUCCAACAAUCAUGCUGGCCUAAACUUCCCCCAGGCCAGUAUUCGCCGCAAUCCAUAUCCUCCUCCCCAUCCAGGCCAGCAGAACAAACAAUCACCUGCGCCUCACUCCGCGUCUCCUUAUCAGACACAGGCAUAUCAGCCUCAGCAGCCGCCUACCGGAUAUCCUCAGCACCUUUUCUCGAACCCAACGCAUGUGAAUGGUAGUCUCUCCAAUGGCUCCUCACGCUCUUCGACCUCGCACAUGCCCAAUGCUGUGCCGAGCCCGCUUGAUGUUUCUAACCCUCGAGGAGUUCCACAGCCACGCUCUCAGAUGAUGUUUCCUACGUUGCAACAGGUUGUGCCUAAUCAGCUACACCAUCCUCAGCAGCAACAGCAGAUGCAUCCUCAGCAUUUGAGUCAUCCUUCUCACCCUCUUAACCAGCCUCGGCAGACCCUCCACCAGCACCACGCUCAGCAGUCUCCCCAGCAGAGGCCUCAGUCUCAGCAAGCCCAGCCGACGCCAAAGCUUGGGCAAGUUCAAGUUAAGCCACAGGCCCCUUCGCCUCCCCUCUCCCAACAGUCGAGUCAGCAGCAGGCCCAAUCGCAUCAGCAGCUCCAACAACAGCUUCAGCAGCAGCAACAACAGCACCACCUGCAACAACAGCAGCAGUUGCAACAGCAACAACACCAGCAACAACUUCAGCAGCAGCAACAGCAGCAACAACAACAGCAGCUGCAGCAGCAGCACCAGCAGCAGCAAGCGCAUCAGCAGGUUCAUCCACAGCAGCAGCAGGCUCAACAACAACAACAGCAGCAGCAUCAACAGCACCCGCAGCAAGCUCAGCUACACUCGCAGCAACAGCAACAGCAACAGCUUCGUACCCCUCAACAGGAGCAGCAGCAGCUUCAGCAUCCACAACAUGAACAGCCAAGAGCUCAGUCACAUCAGCAGUCAGCGCCUCGUCAGCAAAAGCAGCAGAAGCAACGUGACCAACAAAGGGAACAACAGAGAGAUCAGCAGGCCCAGCAACAGCAACUCCAACAGCAGCAAGCUCAACAACAGGCCCAGCAGCAAGCCCAGCAGCAGGCUCAGCAGCAGGCUCAGCAGCAGGCUCAGCAACAGGCCCAGCAACAGGCCCAGCAGCAGGCCCAACAACAGCAAAAGCAACAGCCUCUUCCGGCAGAGCCUGUCCAGCAGCAACAGACACAGCCACAACAGCAGAAGCCAGAUGCGACUGGGGACGAAUCGAUGGACAUUGACAGCCAUGCAAAUGGCGAGGAGACCGGAGGUUUAGACAUGAAGCUUCUUGCUGACCCUAACUACAUCCCUACACAGCCACUGGGCGAGAUGAUGUCUCCGCCCCCAGAAGGUGGAAGUUAUCCAACUCUUGAGGCUGUCCAGAAAGCCGUUCUUCGUUACUGCACUUCUGUCGGCUAUGCUAUCGUCAUUGGUCGUUCCAAAAAGACAGUGCCUGGAUUAAAGAAGGUUCUUUUCGUUUGUGAUCGUGCUGGCAAACCACCAAGCCGCGUCAGCCCCGAGUGUCGAAAACGCAAGACUUCAUCCCGAAAGUGCGACUGCCCAUUUGGCUUCUUUGCUAUCGAGCAGCGAACUCAGUGGACAAUUCGAUAUCGCCCAGACCCUGCUCAUCUUCAGCAUAACCAUGGACCGAGCGAGAGUCCUUCACAUCACCCAGCUGCGCGCAAGCUUGAUAGUAAGAUGGUCGCCGCUGUCAAACAACUUAAGGAAAACGGCGCUGGCGUCUCGGAGACGCUGCAGAUACUGCAGACCGAGAACCCGGACUGUCAUCUUCUGCCACGUGAUAUAUACAACGCUCGUGCGGCUAUCAAUCGCAACCCUCAAAAGGUUGCUACGGGCUUGGCUGAGAACAGACCAGCCAUAUAUAGCAAACCCCACCAAUCUCCCGAAGACCGCAUACGCGCAGAGUUGAGGCGAGAAAUCGCCAAGGCUCGCGAAGAUAUGCAAAAAAUGGAAGAGGAAAAGGAUAAGGAGAUUAAUGAACUAAAAGAAAAACUCGUGGAGAAAGAAGGCAUCAUCAAGAAAUUUGAGGAGUUCAUCGACAUUUGCAACGAGCGGGUCAUGUUUCAACGUCAGCGACUUGCGGGAAGCAACAGCAAUGGGGCGAAUCAACCUCAAGUCUAA